Amoebophrya sp. A25 is the source of this 3578-nucleotide messenger RNA. Lineage: Eukaryota; Dinophyceae; Syndiniales; Amoebophryaceae. The record is from the annotation of a GenBank genome assembly.
AGGACCAGGCGAGGGUCUUCUUGUUGAAGGUGUUUGAUACAACUUCAACUUCUAUUUUCAGAGCUACUUGUAGCCUGAUACCUGCAUGGAUUAUCUAUCCUUUCUUUGAGUUCAUAUCCACUGUGUGUGACUGAUUCAAGAACAUAAUUCUAUUUAUUUCGUUUACAGAGAAGGUUUAAAAAAUAAGCUCGUACAGGUUGCUCGAUUUUUAAAAUAAAAGACUAGACAAGAUGUAUAAGUUCAAGGAGAUCCAGACCGUCCCACCAGCGGACGCGAUGAUCGACAUCAUCCUGUCCAAGACGAACCGCAAGACCCCGACCGUCGUGCAUCCGGGUUACAAGAUCUCUCGUAUCCGUAACUUCUACCUCCGCAAGAUCAAGUUCUGUCAGACCGCUUACGGCGAAAAGUUCCAAUCUAUGCUGGCGGAAUUCCCGCGAUUGGACGACAUUCAUCCCUUCUACGCAGAUUUGUGCAACGUCUUGUACGAUCGGGAUCACUACAAGUUGGCCUUGGGUCAAAUCUCCACCUGCAAGAACGUGAUCGACAACUGCGCGAAGGACUACGUGCGAAUGAUGAAGUAUGCAGACUCGUUGUACCGCUGUAAGAUGCUCAAAAGAGCGUGUUUGGGUCGCAUGUGCACCGCGGUGAAGAAGUUGGGACCGAGUCUGAAAUACCUGGAGGAAAUUCGGCAGCACUUGAGCCGCUUGCCGAGUACUUAGGACUAGAUUUCUAUAGUUUAGUACAAACCGCAAGAUGACCCGUGAAACUUCGAUGAUUGAAAAAAAUUUCUUUUUCGUUGUUUUUUUCUUAUACAACGACGGACCUCUGAUGACUUUGUUCUCUCAGAAGUGCGAACUGAACUCAAUGCGAAAACGGAAACAUAUUUUUUAUCCUCUCCUCAAAUACCCACUCACUCCGUCAGGCAUCAACCCCACCACUCGUACGCUCAUCCUAACUGGUUUCCCAAACGUGGGUAAGUCCAGUUUUAUGAACACGGUUACGAACGCCAAUGUUGAUGUGCAGCCGUAUGCGUUUACCACCAAGUCUCUCUUCUUGGGUCAUAUGGACUACAAGUAUUCACGCUGGCAAGUGAUUGAUACACCGGGUAUCUUGGAUCACGCUCUGGAAGAACGAAACACCAUCGAAAUGCAAGCAAUCACAGCAUUGGCGCACAUUCCGGCAACCAUUCUUUACUUCAUGGACAUCUCGGAAACGUACUUGCUUCUAUUUUUAGACUCGUUGCUCUUCUAUGUUCGGUCCGUUGAUGGAACUGUUUCCCCACUUGAUACUAGGACUUAGACCCAAAUUAUACUUUCUUCAAUAGAAAAAUGAGAAAAUACAAACCACUUGUUAGCUCAAAUUACAUCUUCUCUCAAUUCAAUCCAACAUCUCUUCGGAACUCAAAAACAGCUGUGGCCGCAAUCUCCGUGAACAAGUGAACUUGUUCAACAGCUUGAAGCCUUUGUUCCGUUCCAAGCCCCUCCUGAUCGUGGUGAACAAGAUCGACUUGCGCACUAUGGCUGACCUCACUGAGGCCGAACAGGAACUACUGAACUCCAUGGCCAAGGAUAUGGAGAACGAGGUGACCAUUUUCCCGGUCUCUGUCCAGGAGAAGGCUGGCGUCGACUCUGUCCGCACUAAAGCUUGCGACUUGCUCUUGGCUCGUCGUAUCGAUACCAAGAUCAACAGCUCGAAGGUGGACGCCAUCAAAAACCGCAUCUUCAUUGCCCAGCCGACCCAACCGGAGGUUGCGAACUCGCGACCGGCGUUCAUUCCGGAGAGUGUGAAGAAAGCUCAUCAAGUUGGAGUACAACAACAAGUAUCUGGAGAUGUCAACAUGGAGAUGGGGGACAACUCUUCAGAUGCCAAGAACAACAUCAAUCUGUUUUCCAAGGGCGAAGGCGACCGCUCUUCGGUUAUGCCGAAGAUGCGCACUCAAACGGAGCGCGAUCUGCAAGAAGAACAUGGUGGAGCUGGGGUGUACGUCGCAGACUGGAACAAGGAAUGGCUGUUGGCGCGUGAGGACUGGAAGUACGAUGAGGCACCAGAGGUCUAUGAUGGCAUGAACGUCGCAGAUUUCAUCGACACCAACAUCUUGGAGAAGCUGGCGAAACUAGAGGAAGAAGAACGACAGGAGUUACUAGCAGAAGGCGUUGAGGACACGGAAGAAGUGUUGCAGAGUUGGCAAGAAACCGAGAAGGAAAUCGCGGUUAUGCAUCGCGCUAUUCGAGAAAAACAGGUUGUGAACCGCGACAGAAAGGCUAGAACGCGAAUGGGUCAAGGAGGAAUCGAGAGGAAGCGGAAUAAGAGCUUAGCAGACGUGGUGGCAAAACUGGAGGAAACGGCUGCAACGCUAGGAAAGGGAAAGAACGAAAUCCCAGACGUCGAAAAGCUACGAGGACGGUCUAAGGCACGAAAGCGCCUUACCAGCGUUGACGACGAAGACCGAAGCGCGAUGAAGAAGAGGAAAGCGGUACGUGUCUUAUACGAUUUUUUGCGCUCGUAGUGCCACUUUGAUCUUUUUGCAUACACCUUUCAACUUUAAUAACACAGCUAUUUCAUGGAGAUGAUCUUACAAUAGACACUUUCCCUGUUUCGAGAAUCCUUUCAUCUACUCGACAACGACCACAGGGUGACGGCACCGCAAUGGAUGUUGAUGACGACAGUGCGAAGCGCAGCGCCAAGUCGGUUGCAAGAUCUCUUCAGCGUUCCCGCACAGCAGCACGAUCGCAGUCAGUCAAUGUUCGCGGUCUCUCCAUCCAUACCGAAAGGAGUACGAGUCGUGUCGCUAGUGCUAUGCGACCAGAGUUGCAGGAGAAGGCAGAGAUCAAGAAGCGAAAGACGACGAAGCAGAGAAACAAGGAAGCACGCAAGGGAGAGGGCGACAGACACAUUCCGGACUUCAAGCCAAAACAUUUGUUCUCUGGAAAGAGAAAGGCAGGAAAAACGGAUCGACGAUAAGAACUGGAGAUGAACAACAAGAACCUACUACUUCUGGAAGGUGUUGUGGAAGAGGAAAUGGAAGUAGAAGAGGAACUUGUUCAACAUCUUCAUUUUCUUGUCGACGUUGUGAUAGUAGAAGAACGGGCGGAAGGUUCUUGCGAGAUCUUCCACAACACCUCGUAUCUUGUUCGUCGCUACUAUGUUAUGUAACAAACUUGUGCUAUUUUCCUCACCUUUAUUUUGGUCUGACCUGAUUCGUGUUACUGAACGUUGCAUUCAUAUUUUUAAGCAUAUUGAAUGACAGAAAUAGAAUUUUUAUAGAUCCCAAAUGAUGUUUCAGUUGUCACAGCAGAACUCAACAUGUAAGAAUAGGUACUUGUGAAGAUGUCGUCCAAAUAUGUACACUUGUUGUUACAGUUGUUACCUAGUAUUUGUACUAAACUAGAAGAGGAGACAAUUAGACAAGGGUACUAAGAGGACCACACAUUCGCCCAUGCAACUCGAUGAACAGUGAGCUAUCCUGUCUGAUCCAUGCGGAAGAGCGAUCGCCAGAGGUGCUCAUAGAAGAAAUAAGUAUCGACUUGCAUAUGAUGAUAAAUCUUUCCUGAUGAAGAUGGUACUUACAAAGAACCAAG